Postia placenta MAD-698-R-SB12 is the source of this 1125-nucleotide messenger RNA. RefSeq lists its product as hypothetical. Gene Ontology annotation, molecular function: hydrolase activity. Bases 1 to 1125 code for a protein of 374 amino acids. The transcript has 2 exons. The record is from RefSeq and is a predicted model, not a curated record. Lineage: Eukaryota; Fungi; Basidiomycota; Agaricomycetes; Polyporales; Adustoporiaceae.
AUGCUGGGCAGCAUCCUCGUCCUGCUCUUCAUCCGCCUUCCUGUUUGGACAAUCCUCGGCCUCGUCCCGUCGUGGCGCCCCCUCCCCACAUGGUCUCUCGGCCGCUCCCUCAUCGUCCAGGCAUUCCAGGCAUACGUCGGCAUCCUCUUCAACACCGCCAUCGACGCUCCUGCACGCCCUCGCGAGAACGCCCCCGACGCCGUCAAAUCCGGGCUGGUCUGGAUUGACCCCACUCCGGACCUCAUCGUGGGCGAGGUCCGCGACUUUGCAAACGCUAAUCGUGUCCAGGCCGAGAAGGUCCCUGGCUACUGGCAUGGCUCCAGGGCGUCGGAUGGCACUGCCGGCCAGCGUGCCUCGCCUGGCGAGAAGAUGGGAUCUGCGUCUCCAUCAGACCCCGGCUCAAAGACAUGCUUCACUGGCUUCAUGGAGCACUUCCCCAACAACCCACGCGUCUUCGGGCUGGAAUAUCGUCUGACCAGGGGACACCCGCUCGGGAGGGCGAAUCCAUUCCCUUCUGCCCUCAUCGACGCUAUCGCCGGCUACCGCUAUCUGGUGCAGGACGUCGGGUUCGAGCCGCAGAAUAUCCUGCUGAGCGGUGAUUCCGCGGGCGGGAACCUUGCGUUUGUGCUCGCGUACUACCUCGCGACAUACCAGCUCCCGAAUCUACCAAAUGCGGGCGGAUUGCUCCUCCUGUCGCCUACGGUGGACUGGGCGAAUACCCACACAGGCGCGCGGUCGUCGAUGGUGCGACACUCGCGCACAGACUAUGUUGGGCCGAUCUUCGAUUCUGGGUACACGAAGGAUACGUUGGUGGGUGACCUGCCCGCGGAGACGGCAUCGAGCGUGUGGAUCUCGCCUGCGUCGUUGAAGACGAAGGUGUCGACGGGAAUGUUCUCGCAGAUUCCGCGUACAUGCAUUGUGGUUGGCGGAGAGGAGAUGACGCUGGAUCCUGUGGUGACGCUGCGGGACCGGCUGCAAGCGGACAUGGGGAAGGAGGCGGUGACAUACAUCGAAGCGGUCGAUUGCACGCACGACUUCCUGACGAUGGGAUGGCACGAGCCUGAGAGGACCAAUGUAUUGCGUGAGGUUGCGGUGUGGGUGGACAGGCUCUGGAAAUCAGUGUAG